AUGCUGCAGGGAAGUACCACGGGACGACAAUUCUGUGUGCGUACACAAUCCAACUUCGGUAGUGAGUAUCUCCACCUUCGCGCCCACGAGACUGAUACAUUCAAUCGCGGACUCGAAUUCUCCGUCAACCAGGAUGAACUUUCAGCCAUCAAUCUUUCCUAUGAAUCAGCUGAUGACGCUGGCUACUUUCUGUCCGGCUCUCAGAGACAUGGGAUGCGACUAAUGAUGCGCCACUGUUCUAACCAUGUCAGUAUCGCUUACAUGAGGAUAAUCAAAUAUCUUCCCCACACUUCCCCACUUUCGAAGCCCGGGCAUCAUCUUGUCGCUCUCGAGCCGUCUUCUCAUGAUCUUGCGUCGGAUAAUCUUCACACGUCAGCCUUUCCAAACCACUUUUGCUACAAAGAUACCCUGAACUGUGCCUCCUGCGUUUUACCCAUGACGGCCUUCGUUCUGUGGUUAUCUUUUCAUAAGCCAUCAUCUGACGACAAAAAGCUGCCCGGUCUCCGUCCUCCAGUAACAGUAAUACCGGUACAUACUGCCUAG
This is a messenger RNA of Guyanagaster necrorhizus, 543 nucleotides long. RefSeq lists its product as uncharacterized. NCBI's taxonomy places the organism in Eukaryota, Fungi, Basidiomycota, Agaricomycetes, Agaricales, Physalacriaceae. The transcript has 3 exons. Bases 1 to 543 code for a protein of 180 amino acids. The record is from RefSeq and is a predicted model, not a curated record.